CUUUUGAAUGCUUCUCCCUGUGGCUGUGGACCUGGAGCCUUUAUAAAGCGAACCGGUGCUCCCUCCUGCCCAGUCGCAGCUGCGAAGCCGGCCAGCCAUGAGGGUCUACUACCUUCUCUUUGCAUUGGUCUUCUUGUUCUUGCUGCCUCUUCCAGGCAGUGGAGGAAUCAUAAAUAUAUUACAGAGGUAUUAUUGCAAAAUAAGGGGUGGCCGGUGUGCUCUGUUUGGCUGCCUUCCAUGGGAGACACCCUCAGGCCGUUGUUCCCAGAGUGGUCGAAACUGCUGCCUAAGGAGAAAAUGAAAAAUCCAGAAGCACGAUGAGAAUAUUGCCAAGUGUGAAAAUGCUCCCUCGAAGUCUAUAGAAGCCAAAUCAAAUUAAAGAUUUUUUACAAAAAAA
Molecule: messenger RNA, 397 nt
Organism: Balaenoptera musculus (blue whale)
Lineage: Eukaryota; Metazoa; Chordata; Mammalia; Artiodactyla; Balaenopteridae
Gene: DEFB103B
Product: defensin beta 103B
Exons: 2
Coding region: 98-301 (67 amino acids)
Biological process (GO): cell chemotaxis; defense response to bacterium
Cellular component (GO): extracellular region
Molecular function (GO): chemoattractant activity; oxidoreductase activity, acting on a sulfur group of donors, NAD(P) as acceptor; CCR6 chemokine receptor binding
Source: RefSeq, a predicted model, not a curated record